Molecule: messenger RNA, 1951 nt
Organism: Phragmites australis (common reed)
Lineage: Eukaryota; Viridiplantae; Streptophyta; Magnoliopsida; Poales; Poaceae
Exons: 17
Coding region: 104-1507 (467 amino acids)
Biological process (GO): tRNA pseudouridine synthesis; mRNA pseudouridine synthesis
Cellular component (GO): cytoplasm; nucleus
Molecular function (GO): pseudouridine synthase activity; RNA binding
Source: RefSeq, a predicted model, not a curated record
CGGGUCCGACUUCGUAGGCCCCGCACUCCACCUAACCCGAUCCGCCAAGCCAAUCAGUAGUACUCCUACCGGGCGCGGCUAGGGCUCCGACGAAGAGGCCGCCAUGGCGACGGCUGGCGGCGAAACGGAGGCGCUGCGGGCGGAGGUCGCCGCGCUAAGGCUGCGCGUGCAGGAGUUGGAGAGGGAGAACCAGAGGCUGGCCAAGAUUGCUUCCAGCUGUAACUGCAGAAUCAAGGAAGACACCAUCGUGUCCUUUCCAGUUGCUAGUACAGGUUUAUAUGGCAGUAACCAAGAAGCACAUCUGAAUGGAAAAUUACAUGAAAGUAGCACUUCAAAGAAAGAUUUGAGCUUUCCAUUUGAUCACAUGGUAAUAUCUAAUGAAAAUGAAGUGCAGUGCAGUAAAAUUGCGAAAGGCACUGGUUUACCUGAUGAUUCAAGCAAACGUGCUAAUAGAAUAGGUAGACAAGUGGGGAUUGUAAGUCAGUGCACAAAACGACUAGUGGCUCUCAAAGUCAUGUACUUCGGCCAGAGAUUCUAUGGAUUUUCUUCAGAAGGUCAAGCGGAGCCAACAGUUGAGUCUGAGAUAUUUAAAGCAUUUGAAAGAGCAAAACUUCUGGUUGGCAGUAGGAAAGAAUCAUGUUAUUCUAGGUGUGGAAGAACUGACAAAGGAGUUUCUGCUACUGGACAGGUGAUUUCCUUAUAUCUGCGAUCAAACAUAAAGGAUGUAGGAGGGGACAUGUUAGAUGAAAGAUCUGAAAUUGAUUAUGUGAAGGUAUUGAAUAGAAUUCUUCCACGAGAUAUACGUGUAAUAGGUUGGUGUCCUGUUCCAGCAGAUUUUCAUGCAAGAUUCACCUGUUUGGGCAGGGAAUAUAAAUACUUGUUUUGGAAAAGGGGCUUAAAUAUAUUGGAAAUGCAGAAAGCUGCAUCUAAGUUCAUUGGAGAACAUGACUUCAGGAAUUUCUGCAAGAUGGAUGCAGAAAAUGUGAGUAACUACAGGCGGCGCAUUACAGAAUUUAAUAUUUCUUCAUGUGACAAAAGGUCCAACAAUGAUGAGCUGUGCUCCAUGACAAUCAAGGGUAGUGCGUUUCUGUGGCAUCAAGUUCGCUGCAUGGUAGCCGUGCUAUUUCUAAUUGGUCAAGGCCUUGAGUCACCAUCUGUAGUUGAUUCACUAUUGGAUAUUACUAGAACUCCUAGAAAACCUCAAUAUAAAAUGGCAUCAGAGCUUCCGUUGAUUUUACGAUCUUGUCUAUUUGAUAAAGCCAACUUUAUGUGUUCAUCAGAUGCCAGUCGAUCUCUGAUUGAGCACUUGAAAGAUGAAUAUCAUCAUUAUAUGCUCCAAGCAGCAAUAUUUCACGAGGCAUUGCCCUGUUUACCUUUCCAAGAAUCUAAUCCAUUGGAAACACUUCAGAAGAAGAGGACUCAUAUUCCUCUCAUGUCACGAGAAACAGAGCCUUCUUAUGAGGAACGUAUAGCAAAAGUCAAAACAAAGUUGGCUGAUAAUAUCUAGUAGAGUGACCGCCUUGAAUUAGUAACACCAAUACCUUUUCUUCGAACGGAAUAGCACAAAUGCUUUCAAGAUAAUGGAUAGAAUCUCCGAAGAUCAGUUUUUCGUAGUGCAAAUUCUGCCACAACUACAAUCUACAGUUUCAUGGCAGAUAAUUGGAUCUGUUAACAUGUGGAGAUGGAAACCGGCAGAGAACAAGAACGAGUGGAUUUCAUCAUUUCGAGACAGUUUUAUAUCAGUGCCUUUCUGCCUAUUCAGGCCGUUCAACAGUCCUCGACAAUUAGAAAAAUUAGAACAUACAACAUACAGACUAAAAUAGAGUAUGAGUGCAUUGUAUUCUGAAUAUGUUGUAUAGCCUAGAAAUCAUCAAAAUGUCACUUGCUGUUGUACCAAAACUGUAGCAAGUCCUGGAUGUUUUUUUUUUUAAUAAAAAAAUUGAGUUUUGUA